GGGAUUUUCCCCCCGUAUAAAAAUGGAUGCACAAAGUGGAAAAUUGAGAAAUUGAUCGGAGGACAGCGCAGCCGCGAGCGUCUCAACUUUCACGCGGACGGGGCUUUCCAUUUAUAUAUUUGUUUGUUUGUUUGUUUAUUUGCUUGUUUUUUUUUAAGGCUGCGGUGGCACGAGCGCAAAGCAAACUACAAAAAGAAGGAGGAAACGCUUGAAUUGCCGGGACCCUUUGAAGUGCUCAUACGCUUCUUUUUGUUUUUAUACAAACGGCAACAACAUCAAAAAAAGAUCAAAGACCAGGCAUGUCCAGCUCGGAUUGACGCGUUGCCGGACACCCAUCCCUGUCUCUCUGUCUUUUUCUCUUUUUCAAAUUAGUCAGCUCGUUUCAGGUCGGUCGGAGGGAGGGGAGUGAGUGUUGGUCAUCAACUUUAGGGUGAUGCCUGCUUCUCUGCGUGUGUAUGUGUGUGUUUUUUCCCCCCUCGACCUCCUCCUCCUCCUCGCUCUGAGCUUCACCAGAUCAGGCCGCGCCUUCUCUUCUUCAACUUGUUGCACUCUUUAUCAUCAUCAUCAUCAUUCCUAAUAAAAACUCAACACAGAGGAGAUCCUGCAAAAGCGCAAUAAUAUCGACGGACGGGAAGAGGAAGAUGAUUGACAGAAAGCAAAGCUGAGACGGCUGCCCAUCAAAAGUAUCAGCCCAUAGAAGACGACUCGUAUCAGACAUCUCCCUCUCUCUUUCUCUAUUUAUCAUUCUCGGUUCUCCCAGCGGAUCCCUUUAAAGAGUGCGAAGCGCAGAAGAAGCUGGCAUGUUCCCUCACCUCUGGCACCCUCUGCUCGGUAACGCUCGGAUUAUUUUGUAAACUCGACCCCCUGAACACGCACUCUCUCUGUAUCCUUAUUCGCUCGACCCGUCCAUCCGCGCUCAGGCAGCCAUGCGCGUGUGGUUGAUGGUGACCCUCCAGGCGGCCUGGCCGUGUUUCUUCGGACUGGCCAUGCAGCACUACCCCACCACGUGGGGUCACUACGACAUGUGCAAGUCGCAGGUUUACACAGACGACGGACUCACCUGGGAUUACAUGGCCUGCCAGCCCGAGGCCGCCGACAUGACCAAGUACCUGAAGGUGACCCUCGAUCCUCCGGACAUCACCUGCGGAGACCCGCCCGAGACCUACUGCGCCCUGGAAAACCCAUACAUGUGCAACAACGAGUGUGACGCGUCCACAGAGGAACUUGCUCACCCUCCAGAGCUAAUGUUUGACUUCGAGGGUCGCAACCCCACCACCUUCUGGCAGUCCAGUUCAUGGAGGAAGUACCCUAAACCCCUGGCAGUGAACAUCACACUAUCCUGGAACAAAACCAUCGAGCUGACAGAUGACAUCGUCAUCACGUUCGAGUCUGGUCGUCCCGAGCAGAUGGUGCUUGAAAAGUCAUUGGACUAUGGGAAGACAUGGCAGCCAUACCAGUUCUAUGCCACUGACUGCUUAGACGCCUUCACCAUGGAGCCGAAGACGGUGCAGGAACUGUCCCAGUUCACUCUGCUGGACAUCAUCUGCACAGAAGAAUAUUCCCGUGGAUAUGUCUGGAAGUAUGACAAGACUGUGCGCUUUGAGAUCAAGGACCGCUUUGCCCUGUUUGCUGGACCACGUCUUCAUAAUAUGGCAUCAUUAUAUGGCCAGCUGGACACCACGAAGAACCUGCGAGACUUCUUUACCAUCACAGACCUGCGCAUCCGGCUCCUUCGACCCGCCACUGGGGCCACCAUGGUGGAUGAGGGCAACCUGUCCAGAUACUUCUAUGCUAUCUCUGACAUCAAGGUGCAUGGAAGGUGUAAGUGUAACCUGCAUGCAAACAGCUGUGUUUUUGAUAAGGAGAAGCUGAUCUGCGAGUGUGAGCACAACACCACGGGGCCCGACUGCGGACGCUGCAAGAGGAACUACCAGGGCCGAGCCUGGAGCCCCGGGAGCUACCUGCCUAUACCUAAAGGCACGGCUAAUAUCUGUGUGCCAAAUAAUGUGGGUCCAGUGAUCCGGCAGAACGUUUCAUCUCUAGGUGUUGCUAACCGAAAUCAAGUAGCUCCUCAGGUUGAUUUGCCCACCGUGUCCUCGGUUCAGAGAGCCCGAGUGUGUGAUGAUGAGCUGUUGCGCUGCCAGAACGGCGGCGUGUGUGUGAACAACGUGAGGUGUCAGUGUGCCCCGGGAUACUCGGGCCUGCUGUGCGAGAAAUUCCGGUGCGACGGUGAAGCCGGCUGCAGCUCGUCUGAUUCGGCUCAGACCUCCAUCCCAUCCUCCAUCGCUAUCAUCAUCCUGCUGCUUCUGCUGCUACACUCCUCCUGGGCUUUUACCCUCUGAGAAACACACACACACACAUACAAAAUACAGGAUACACUACACAUAAAACAUAAUACAACAAGCAACUCCUGCACACACACAUACACACACAAGGCCGAUCAUCACAGAUCAGAGCAGAAUCCUAAUUUGAGAGGACAAUAAAUAAAUCUAUAAAUAAAUAUAUAUAUAUAUGUAAACAUAAUUAAAAAAUAUUACAAACCUAUGAAAAGAAAAGAAUCACAAGAUGUUAUUUAGAGAAUUUAUCUGAGCAACGCUUCAUCAAAGCAUCAGUCUGAAGGAGUAUCGUGGACUAAGCCAUAGCAGAAACUCAAGCUCUCCUCUUCCUCCUUCUCCUCCACCCAGUCCUCUUGCUCUUCUUCAUCCUCUUCCUCCAACAGCCCACACCUCCCCAUCCACCAAGAGCAAACAGGAAGUCAGAUCUUGCUACUUCCUCUUUAUCGCCACGGUAACUUGGGAUUGAGAUGGCAAACGCUUGCAACUUUGGACAACUUUGGACUGCUUUUUGGCUUCGCUCACAUGGAGAAUGUGUCCGGAUCACGAGGACUAUUUACAAAAUUGUAAAAAAAAAAAAAAAAAAAAGAAAGAAAUAAAACAUAUAAUAAAAAAAAAUUAAAAUAAUAAAAAAUAAAUUAAAAAAAGACUCAUGAAAAGAAAAAUAAUAAACAUUCUUUGCUGUCAGUGCAUCGUGGAGUGCGAAAGAGAAAGAGAGCUGCAUUUAAAGAAAGUCCAUCAAUUUUCACCCGUAUUUAGUGAAAAAGCCUCAACGGUCACUAUUUUCCCCCAUUUUUUUAAAUUAUUAUUAUCAUUUUAUCGUCCGACAUCAAAGUCAGUGCGGCGCUUGUGUAUUAGCUGUCCCUGAAAUAUAAAUAAAACCCAUGAAAAAGUGCUUAAAGAAUCAUCAGCAUAUUUAAUUUUUGUAUUUACAAAGAUUUAUUUUCUUUACAAUAAAUAGCACAUAAUUUUUGUAUUAUUAUUAUUAUUAUUAU
Messenger RNA from Clarias gariepinus (North African catfish), 3328 nucleotides. It is a transcript of the gene ntng1a, whose product is annotated as netrin g1a. Gene Ontology annotation, molecular function: cell-cell adhesion mediator activity. The transcript is spliced from 8 exons. The coding region runs from base 927 to 2342 and encodes 471 amino acids. Lineage: Eukaryota; Metazoa; Chordata; Actinopteri; Siluriformes; Clariidae. The record is from RefSeq and is a predicted model, not a curated record.